AUCCGAGAUUAUAAUACUUGGCAUUAUUAGCAUAAAUAUUGUAAUAGAGUUUCAUGGAACAACUUCUUAAGUGGACAUUGAGACAUACUAAUAUUUAUUAAUUAUUUGAUUAUUUUGAAUUGUAUUAAUUUGUAAUAUACCAUGAGCAACAAGUUUCAACAUCGUAAAAGAAAAAUUCCAACAAUGUUAAGAAACAUAUUGGAACUUGAUGUUCGGGUAACAAAAAUUUUUGUGAGAAGUGUGGAAAAUGUGAUGCCAAAAUUAAAAUUGUACUACAAAAUGUUAGAGAUAUCAUGCCAUGGAAUAAUCUGGAUAGCAUCAUUACUUGCAUGUAUUUGGAUUUUUAAUAGUAAAAGUUUAUACCAAAUGCAAGUCAAUUUAUUAGUAGCCCUAAUAUUAGAUAUUAUUGUUAUUGCUAUAUUGAAAUCGUCUACAAGAAGAAGAAGACCAGCAGUUAACGACGAUCCUUUCUCAAUAGGACCUGACAAGUAUUCAUUCCCAUCUGGUCAUGCUUCUCGUUCAAUGCUUGUCCUUUAUUUUUUUAAAUAUUUGUGGCCUGUACCUGACAUUUGUCUUUCACUGAUAUCAAUAUGGGUUUUUGUCCUAGUUAUGUCUAGGCUUUUAAUGAGAAGGCAUUAUAUUCUUGAUAUUAUUGCAGGACUAUUUGUAGGUUAUUUACAAGGAAUGCUUAUGAGCUUUUUAUAUUUAGAACCUGAAACUUGUUCCAAUUUAGUGUAUUGGAUAACUGAUGAGAAACUAGAUGGUGCAGAAUAUGACGUUUAGUUAAAUUUAAUGCACCUAACAAUCUUUAUGAAGUGAAAGAAAGUGUUAUUUUAUUAUAUGUUAGAAGUUUAUGGAAGAAAUUUAUACCAAAUAAUGCAAUAUACCAAAUAAUACAAUCAUUGAAAUAAAAUCACAAUAUUUUAUAUUUUA
Messenger RNA from Frieseomelitta varia, 933 nucleotides. Its product is annotated as phospholipid phosphatase 6. Bases 142 to 783 code for a protein of 213 amino acids. NCBI's taxonomy places the organism in Eukaryota, Metazoa, Arthropoda, Insecta, Hymenoptera, Apidae. The record is from RefSeq and is a predicted model, not a curated record. Gene Ontology annotation, molecular function: sphingosine-1-phosphate phosphatase activity. The transcript is spliced from 4 exons.